Neurospora crassa OR74A is the source of this 5457-nucleotide messenger RNA. RefSeq lists its product as hypothetical. The transcript has 2 exons. The record is from RefSeq and is a predicted model, not a curated record. Lineage: Eukaryota; Fungi; Ascomycota; Sordariomycetes; Sordariales; Sordariaceae. Gene Ontology annotation, cellular component: Golgi apparatus. Bases 671 to 4846 code for a protein of 1391 amino acids.
AUUCGGCCAAAUCCCCCAAUCCAAUAAUAUCCUGUAACUCGUUUACUCGCUCGCUUGUUCUUCUCCCAACCCGCCCGCGCGAAAUUGUUCCCUCCACUUCUUCCAUCAAAGAUAAUCUGGCUCGUCCGGGUACCCUACACAUUGGACCCCAGGACCCCGGCGCCUUGUUACUCUCUUCAGUUGUUGUCUCUUCCAGGUGGAAGAUCUCACUGACUUCCGGACCUGCGCGUCCGUCAUCAGCCUGUCACGUUCGCUCGUUUCUUGCCCUUUUCGUCUCGCUCUCUCCCUUUCUGCGCCCUUUCCCUUCCAGCCCUUCUUUAAAAGAGGGAAGUGAUUGACUGUCCGCCAAUUACACUAAUUGGAACCUCUGAUCCAGUCCUUGCCUUGUCCUAACCCCCAAUCAAGCCCAUCCAAUCGCGGCCGGCCAAGCCCAUGAUGAGGAUGAUCAGGUCCCCGUUGUAGAUUCGGUUUCGAAUUUCAAACUCAAGGCCCGUUACCCAGACCAGCCGUGGAGAUCAUCUCUAGCGACCUCGCUAGACCACCAAACGCCACUACCGUCCGCGUUGCAGCAGAUACCACCCGGGCACUUUAGCACCGCACCCUGACCUUAGUUGACUUGGGGUCAUUUCCUUCUUCAUAUACUACCGUUGCCCUAGCCUCAGCCACCAUUAUGGCUACUUCCGUCCCUUCUUCCCCUGACGAGAGAGGGUUCGAUUUUGGCCCUGCUCUGCCUCUUCACUAUCACCAAGAACAACAAUACCAAGAACAACAACAGCAACAACAACAACAACAGCAUCACCACUCACAGUCCGACACGAACCGCGCUGCUUUGCCCGAGGCUACCACUCUCCUUAAAUUCUCCCCGCCUCCUGCACGUUCAGCCGUCGUCGAGCCUGUUGGUGCCGCCCCCGCUGUGUCGUCCGCUAGAACACCACCACGUUUUUCAAAGGAAUACCCACAGCUGCCGUCCCUUCUCCCGCCACACGGGCUCGGACCUUUGACAUCGGACGAAACAGAGGAAACACUAGACCAACUGGAGACGGACCACCAGUUCCCUCCACUACCUACCAUCUCCGACCAACGUCCGACCCCGAGUCCCAGCAAAGGCCGGUCCCAAAGCCUCGCUAACACCCCGGCCCCCAUCAAGCGCAAGCCGUUAUCAUCCUCGGCUUCGCCCUUGGCCACCCGCUUCUCGUCUCCGGGAAGGAACUAUCUUGACAUCAUCCGCGAUCUUCCCCGUCCCGAGUCCCGUUUCUCGAGAUCGUGUUCUUUGGAUAGCCCUACUCUGUACGAAUUCCCCGCCAAGUUUGGUCCUCCACUUAAUCCUCCUCGUUCCUCGGCUGCUGCCCACGCUCCCGGUUUACCGGCGGAUCCCGAGUCUAGCAGCAACAGCCAACGGUCAUCAAGCACCGUGUCCGAUCGUUCUGUACAACUUCAAGGCCCCUGUAUCUCUAAUACCGGCAACCUGCAGCCCACAAAGACUUUGAAGGAGAGCCCGAUUAUCUCAUCGGCUCAGACAGGGGGCCCAUCGUCAGUGUCGCCAGACCGGCAUAGAAGCGCCGACAGCCUUGGUGUGACCACUCGAUCAUUGGACCACAACCUCGAUACGUACCACAACGACGAGGUUGCGGCUCCUUAUAAUAACGCCACCGCGACGAUUGAUACGCACUUGCAAGAGACACAUGACAGGCGCAAUCCCAUAGUUAAGCCCAGUACCAUGUCGCUGUCUUCUCGAAAGUCUCCCCCUCCACAUCUAAAUCUUGCGCCAGCAGAAGAUAGUGAACAUCGACAACGGGCCUUUCCGCUCGUUUCAACCCCUGGUGAAAACAAUAAUCUUAACAGACCUCUGCCAAAAUCGCCCGCCUCGUCCCAAUUGGACGCCAACUUCUAUGGCAACUGGGCUACUACGCCACAAUCUUUCACAACCGAGUUCUCAGAAGACAAAGAAGACAUCUCGCCCAUCCCGUCCCCUUCUCCACAUUCUGUGAGACGCUCAACCCUACGGACGCUUGCAGAUGAAUCCCCACGCCUGCUCAGGACACCUAGUCAUACCAAUGCGAAAACCGAGAGGCCGCUAGAGUACUGCGAAGACUACCUACAGACGCCGCCGCCCAGUGAGACGUCGCAGUAUCAGAUCGACGAAAUGGAGGACGAAUUGAAAGCCAUCGGCGCCGAGUUGGCUGCAUCCAUUCGCCGUGAAAUGGAUUUGGAAGAUCUGGUGGACAAGCUACAGGAACAGGUUAAUAGCGGCAACCCUAAUGAAUCCGGGAGAAGAACAAGCGACUACUUCUCCGACUCUGGACACAGUUCAUCAAAAUUUAGCGACUAUGAUCAAGCCAAGGAGGAAAUCACUGUGCUCAAGCGCAAAGCGGAGCAGGAGCGAGCGCAAAUCAGACUUGAGCUUACCACCAAGCUGCAAGAUGAGCGGAUUAGGCGCCGUGCCCUCGACGAACAGAUCCAGGAACUUUCCAAGAGGGCUUCGAUGAUUGAUGUUGCCAAAAUACAAAACGAGGAAACCAGUGACAGGAUCAAGGAACUCGAGGCCGCAUGCGACGACUUGCGACGAAAGCUCUCCGAAGAGCGUCAGACGAGGGAAAGCCUGGAAGACCUCCUCGGUGACAUCAAGGGCAAGUUGGAAACCACGUCGAACGAGCGAGACAAGCUCGCCUAUGAUGCGACCAGGCUGGAGCAAGAAGUAGAAUCUCUCAAGACGGAAAAUGAGGAUCUUGGUAAGAUCCAGGAGGAGGUCGAUCUCCUGAAGGCUGAAAAUGCCGAACUUGGCAAGUACCGCGACGAGUACGAACACCUUCAGUCCGAACACGCGGAAUGCGGCAAGCUCGGAAAUACGGAGUUCGCUAAACUGCGAGAUGAGUUUGAGCAGUUCCGAGCUGAACACACAGGAUGCGAUCGGCUGCAAGAGGAGCUCCAAGCACUGAAGUCAGGAGACUCAGAUGUCGUAAGGUUGCAGGAAGAGCUUCACGCCAUCAAGCUCGAACAUAGCGAGUGCAGCAAGCUGCACGAGGAGGUUCAACUGCUUCAGUCUGCAAACGCUCAGCUCAGCAGCCAGCAGAAUGAACUUCAGUCGUUGAGAAGUGAAAGCGCAGAAAUCGACGACCUGCAACAAGAGCUCGAGGCGCUGCGUUUCGAGAACACGGAGCUGCGCAAGUUGGAGCAGGAACUGCGCACUUUGAAGUCGGAAAACAACGAACUCAAAGAGACAGGAACCCGCAUGUCGAUGGUCCUUUCACGUUCAACAUCAGUUGCAGGCACAAAUAGCAGCUCUAUUAAGAGAGCCGGUCGCCCCAUGUCCCUUGCCCGGUCAAACACUACAAAGCACCAUGUUGUUGCUGCUGCUGCUGCUGCUGAGCCUCGUGGUGAGAUCCUGGCCGACAGGCUAAAGGACGUCGAGGCACAGCGCGACGCAUUGCACCGUGCUCUGCGCAGUCUCCUUGAGAGACAGGAGAUCCAGAAUCGCGAGAACGCCAAGAGAAUCAAGCUUCUCGAGCAGGAGCGUGACCGUCUUCUCUCGUCUUCCCCUCGUGGUGGAUACGAAAAGGAGGUGGCCAACCUUCGCGAUGAGAUCGCCGUCCUGCGUCGCCGGGCUGAGGAAGCCAUUGACCAGAAGUGGGAGGUCGAGAAGGGUCUGGGUGGCCUCAAGAUGAACCUUGACCGCGCCGAGCAGGAAAUCACCUCCCUGCGCAGCCUUCUCAGGGAAAGAGACAUCCUUAUUCCCGAGGGCUUCGCCCGUAGCAGCUACAUGUCCAAUUACAGUGACAAUGACGCUCUUGUUCCGGUGUCGUCAGCGUCCCUGGAGAAGGCCUAUGCAGACUUGCAAGCCACCUACAGUGAAGCUCUCGUCCGUAUCAAGGACCUCGAGGACAGCACUGCAUCCAACGAGGCAAUGCAGCUCGCCAUUGCUCGCCUUGAGCAAUCUCUCUCGACUGUUGUGACGGAGCGUGACAUGGCUCGUGAGGAUAACGUUGCCCAGCUUGCCGAGCUCGAAUCCCUCCGGGAGUCCGAAAAGCAACACAUUGACGCCGAGCUCACUCUAGCUGAGCAACUGUCUGACUCGGCCCGGCGUGUCGAGGAACUCGCACAGCAAGUGCGCGCUCAGCUUGCCAUCAACGCUGCACUCCGCUCGAGGCUGGCCGAUACCGUUGCCCGCGGUGAGGCCAACCAGCGCGUAAGCACGGAGCGCAUUGCCAGUCUCCAGAAGCGCCUAAGGGAGCUUGAGGAACAGGUGAUUACCGCGCAAACCAAUGCUGAAGAGCGCGUGAACCGCCAUGAGGAAGAGCUGCAGACGCUUAAGGAGAGUCAUAACAUCCACCUCCUGCGUCUGCGCGAUGGGCCUGCGGGCUCUGCAGCCGCCAUGCGUGGUCUUCCCCCGCGCUCAUUCCCGCCCAAGUCUCCCCUCAGCCCCAUGUUCAGCAUGAGCCUGGCGAGUAAGAGCGAUGCCACUCCCCGUAUUUCUCGCAUGUCGAGCCCUUUUUUACUUUCAUCAUCUUCUUCCUUUUAUUCUAACUCGCAUGCCUCGACCUACCUCCGGCCGCGGGCCUCUGGGCUUCUUUCAUCGGCUGCCGCCGAGGGCAACAUGGCCGAAGACGUGACUACCCUCAAAGCCCGCGUGGCCCAGCUCGAAGGCGCCCUGAUGGCUGCCGACUCAGAAAUGCAGGAAGUCGUCAGUCGCAUGAACAUGGCCCAGAUUGAGGUCAUGACUCUCCAGGAGGAACGUGAGGAGGCGGUUCGCCAGACCAGAAAGCUGCAGAAGAUGAUGGAGGAGGAGAGGGUCAAGGUCUUUAACGAGCGGUUCAAGAGCUUUGCGGGCGCUACGGAAGUCAGGGCUUAGGAGACUGAACUUGUUUGUGAUGAGAAAGGAACAGCAGCAACAACAGCAGCAGCAGUAAGGCAAAGGAAGAGGUAUAAAGGUGACCAUGGCUAUGACUAUAGAAAGUUGAGGGAAGGAUGGGAAAGGGGGAUACAGAUGGGGUUGGGUAGGGUGGUGUUUUGAGAUAACGCCUUUUUUUUUUUUUUUUUUUUUGGCCCUUUGGGUGAAGGGGGAAGCAAGCAUUAUAGUUUUGGAUUCUGAUUGCAUAGCAUUGGGGGCUAACAUUUCUCUUCUUCGUCCAAGAACAGGACCUUUAUACAUUGUCAUCUUCUUGGACAAUACUUGUGUAUAGGGUUUUCUUGGGAGGGCGUGCACGCGUUUCAAAAAGGUUUGGAGGAGGGAGAGAAAUGCGCAAAAGCAUUGUAUAACAUACCAACGCAGGUUUGAACAAACACCUGUACAAUGUGCUAUCUAUCGUAUGUAUAUAUUAUACCUAACUCUUAGUUACAAGCAUCAGGGGAAACAUGGUCUUUUGGACAGGUUGGCGGUGGUGUAAUGUUAAGAGCUUAACUUGCCGCACCGUCCCUGAUGUCCUCACGCACCCUAUUUUGACUUCGCGCACCCCUUUUUCC